UCGGCCUGUCCUUAAAUACUGCAGCAACAAACACUCAAAGCUCACAUCGAAUUUUCUUUAGCUGUAAGGAGCAGAAGAAAGCGUUAACGAACAUGUCUGGAAGAGGCAAAACCGGAGGAAAAGCCCGCGCCAAGGCCAAGACUCGCAGCUCCCGCGCUGGUCUCCAGUUCCCUGUCGGUCGUGUGCAUCGUCUCCUUCGUAAAGGAAACUACGCUGAGAGGGUCGGCGCUGGUGCUCCUGUCUACCUCGCUGCCGUCCUCGAGUAUCUGACCGCUGAGAUUCUGGAGUUGGCGGGUAACGCAGCCAGGGACAACAAAAAGACCCGUAUCAUCCCUCGUCAUCUUCAGCUCGCUGUCCGCAACGACGAAGAAUUGAACAAACUGCUCGGUGGAGUGACCAUCGCUCAGGGUGGUGUGUUGCCCAACAUCCAGGCCGUGCUGCUGCCCAAGAAGACUGGCCAGGCCGCGCCAAGUUCCGGCAAGGCGGGAAAGAAAAGCUCCUCUCAGUCCCAAGAAUACUAAAGCGAUGACUCGGACUCGUUGAUUAACAUUAAAAAACCCAAAGGCCCUUUUCAGGGCCGCCCAAGUUAACUGAAAAGAGCAAUUUUCAUUGUUCAUGUUGUGUCGAUGUGUGUUCAUGUGCUUUUCUACGGUUCUGAAUAAAUGUUUUUUUUCGCUAACUUGA
Hemibagrus wyckioides is the source of this 684-nucleotide messenger RNA. RefSeq names its product histone H2AX. The transcript has a single exon. The record is from RefSeq and is a predicted model, not a curated record. Gene Ontology annotation, cellular component: nucleosome. Gene Ontology annotation, molecular function: DNA binding; protein heterodimerization activity; structural constituent of chromatin. Lineage: Eukaryota; Metazoa; Chordata; Actinopteri; Siluriformes; Bagridae. The coding region runs from base 93 to 521 and encodes 142 amino acids.